AUGUUCAGCUUUCUAUGUACCAUCUAUCAGGUGUCUUCUUCGUUUCUGGAUUUCGUAUUCCCUUUCGGACUGAAGGAAGAAGCAAAAGACUUUCACUUCAGUGGCCUCAAGGGCGAAUACCGUUUAGCGUCUUACGACAAGACAUGUGUGCUACCAACUUUAGACCGUUCAGGAAGAGAUCUUCGCUUCAGCUACAAUCUGAGAUCCGUGGAACCGACGUCACGUCGGGCAACAGAUCCCUGGUCUAUCCGCCAGUGCGCUGUGUACCAUACAUUCGACGUGGAGAACGGGAAAAUGAUCUGGAUUAUCGUCAAGGCGGUAUCGCCAGAGCUACCCUCUGUGUCUUCCGAUGGCGGAGUAGACAAGGAUGACAAGUUCACUUUCAAGAACCUUCAAGCUAUACAGCAUAUAGAGGAGAAGGCGCAAGAAGCCAUGCUCGUGCUCAAGCUGAACACUGAAGUUCUUGAGCAACUGAGACUGCAUUACGAUGAAGUUGCAGAGCAUGCCGACUUUCCUCAGGAAUUGAAAGAUGGCUGCAAGGCUAAUCUUCAUCUGUUCAACAAGGGUAUAAGUGGAGUAGAGAAAGACAUGCAUAUGCUGCAGUCAAGAACUGAGACGCUGCUGCACCUUCUGGCUAAUCGCAAGAACUUGAUGAGCGGUAUACUACAGCACCGAAGCUCCAAAGCCAGCGAAUUUUACGCUAAAGAGUCCCGAGAAUCCGCGGCUCGCAUGGAGACAAUGACUGUCAAGAUGCAAGAUCUUGCUAUGAAAACGAAGCAAGAGACGGUGUCCAUGAGGGUUAUCACCACUGUGACUCUCUUCUUUCUACCAGCAACCUUCAUCGCCACUUUCAUGAGCACCGACAUUCUCAACUUCGAACAUGGUAAACAAGACCUGCAAAUGCAAGGCCUCCGGCUAUAUCUGAUGAUUGCUCUCCCUGCGACAGCUUUGACCUUUGUUGCAUGGUACUUCAUAUAUUAUUUCGCUCGAAGGGAGGCUCGGUCGAACGAUCGGUCCGAGGCUCUUGGGGAGGCCUGA
Alternaria arbusti is the source of this 1038-nucleotide messenger RNA. RefSeq lists its product as uncharacterized. The record is from RefSeq and is a predicted model, not a curated record. NCBI's taxonomy places the organism in Eukaryota, Fungi, Ascomycota, Dothideomycetes, Pleosporales, Pleosporaceae. The transcript is spliced from 4 exons. The coding region runs from base 1 to 1038 and encodes 345 amino acids.